AUGAAGUCCAGCUUUGUCGCCGUUGUUCUCUCCCUCUUUGCGGGUGUUACCCUCGCCGCCCCUACCGGCACUUCCACAGCCAUGCUCGACGACCGCCAGAUGAAGGCCGUCCAGAUUCUUCACGACAACAAGGCCGCUCUCGGCCUCAGCAAGGAGGAGAUGGAGACUUUCGACAAGUUCAUGGAGGGCAUGAGCAUGCACAAGCGAGAUACACAGGACGGCCCUGCUGACGCUGCUACCUCUGCCCUCAGUGGUGUGACUGACACCGCAAAGGGAGCUCUCGGCGACGUUACCGGUGCUACCAAAGGUGCUACCGAUGGCGCCAAGGGUGCCCUCUCGGGAGUAACUGACACUGCAAAGGGUGCCACGAAGGGUGUUACUGACGCUCUCAGCGGCUUGACUGGGGGUUUGACUGGUGGCGAGAAAGGCGGAGAUAAGGGAGGUAUUUUGGGAAACACUCUUGGAAGCGUUGGCAGCACCGUUGACGGCCUCACUGGUGGCCUGACUGGUGGUAAGGGCGGUCUUGGUGGCACUCUGGGUGGCCUCACCGACACCUUGGGAGGAUUGACGGGAGGUUUGACUGGAGGUUUGACCGGUGGCAAGAAGGGCGGCCUUUUGGGUGGUGCUCUCAUCCCCGGACUUUUGUAG
Messenger RNA from Pochonia chlamydosporia 170, 648 nucleotides. RefSeq lists its product as hypothetical. NCBI's taxonomy places the organism in Eukaryota, Fungi, Ascomycota, Sordariomycetes, Hypocreales, Clavicipitaceae. The transcript has a single exon. The coding region runs from base 1 to 648 and encodes 215 amino acids. The record is from RefSeq and is a predicted model, not a curated record.